AUGCGGCGCCCCACAGAUGGCGCUCAGUUCGAGUGUCUCUUUCUUAAUGGAGGCCUUUAUUCCCUCCUUUGCCUUCGCUUGAUGCCCAUUUACCCUCGCGGGGGAUAUUUUGAAGUGGUUUCAUCGUCAAGGAUAAAGUUGGCAUCUGUGCUUAUGCUCAGCAUGUCCACACCUGGGAGUUCAUCUGGGAGCCACACAUGUGUUUUCUGCAGCCAGGCAUUUACUUGCAAGACAGACCUUCAGACCCACUUUAGACGACAUGCCAAUGGGGAAAUUGACAUUAAGGGUCGACCAAAAAUGCAACAGAAAGCAGAGGAGAAAUGUACCCUUGAAGAAGAGGAAAAGGUUGAGAAGGAAGAUGUGAUUAGAAAGUCACCAGAUGAAGUUGUUGGAAAGAAGACAGAUGGCUCUGUGUGUGAUGUUUGUGGUUCCAUUCUGAGUCUAGUCCCAGAAAAUCCUUUAUAA
This is a messenger RNA of Penaeus indicus, 465 nucleotides long. RefSeq lists its product as uncharacterized. NCBI's taxonomy places the organism in Eukaryota, Metazoa, Arthropoda, Malacostraca, Decapoda, Penaeidae. The transcript has 4 exons. Bases 1 to 465 code for a protein of 154 amino acids. The record is from RefSeq and is a predicted model, not a curated record.